Molecule: messenger RNA, 5450 nt
Organism: Manis pentadactyla (Chinese pangolin)
Lineage: Eukaryota; Metazoa; Chordata; Mammalia; Pholidota; Manidae
Gene: C11H14orf132
Product: chromosome 11 C14orf132 homolog
Exons: 2
Coding region: 860-1111 (83 amino acids)
Source: RefSeq, a predicted model, not a curated record
GCUACUUGUUUGAGGGAAGAAAAGAUCGAAGCAGCAAUUAGAGCACCAGUUGGGCAAGUCGCACACUGUGCCAUCUUACAAAGCGCCAUUCACAGCUUAGUCUCUGUUAUGUUACUAGCUGUGUUCGAGUUCACAUUUAUUUCAGACACUAAGUGCCAGACACACGAUCUCAUCUCACUCUCGGGUUCUGUGGUCUCCAUUUCACAGACGAGGAAGCCCAGGCUGGGCUGCCCAAGCUGCACAGAGCAGCGCCGAGCUGGGAUUUAUGCUUUCUUCUGACAGUUUCAGAGCCGGGAGCACACCGCUCUCCGGGCACAGGGUUAUCACGGAAAGCGGGGUCACCCUGCCCGGGGUCCUCGGCCCCUGAGCAAGGCUCGCGAGCCCCCAGAAGCACGGCUCACCGCCCCCCGGAGGGUUCGCCUCCAGACCCCGGGGCGGGGCACCAACAGCGCCGUCCUUGAGUCCCAGGCUGGUCCCUGCACCCACCAGCUGGGCGGCUCCGGGUCUCAGUUUCUCCAGCCGGCUGCAGGGAGGAGGCCGUGAGCACUCGGGGACUUCGCCGGGCCCGCCCUCGGUGGGUGGGGCUGGGAGCGGUCACGUGAGGGGCUGCAGGUCCCCGUGCCCCGCCCCGCCCUGCUCCGGCCCGGCGUGAGUCCCCAGCCUGGAGCGCAGGGCGCAGAGCCAGCCGAGCGCGCCGCCACCCCGGGCAACUGAGGCCAGCGCAGCCGCGGGGUCCGCGGGGCCCUGUUCGCUGCUCGGCCCGCUCCGCGCCGGCUGCGCAGGCGGCUGAACUCGCAGCAGUAGCGGCAGCGAGGACUCGAGGGCGGGUGGCCACGGCAGCCGCCGCUGCAGCGACACCAUGGAUCUGUCCUUUAUGGCCGCGCAGCUGCCCAUGAUGGGAGGCGCCUUCAUGGACUCGCCCAACGAGGACUUCAGCACCGAGUACUCCCUCUUUAACUCCUCCACCAACGUCCACGCAGCCUCCAACGGCCAGGGCCAGCCAGAGGAGCCUCCUCGGUCCUCCAAUGACGCCGUCUUGCUCUGGAUUGCCAUCAUAGCAACACUUGGGAACAUUGUGGUGGUGGGGGUGGUGUACGCCUUCACCUUCUGAGGGACUGUUGGCCUCUGGCUGCACCCAUGUUCUGGAACCAGGAGCUCUGGCUGUGCACAUGGCCUCUCCAGGGCCAGAGCCCAUGCAUCAGGAGUCCCCAAGCAGUCCUGAUUUUAAAUAUUCCAUGCUGUGGUCAAGCUGAUCCUGCAUACCUGGGAGCAUAAACUUCUGGAUGCAGAGGCAGGACCAGCCAAAGCCUUAGGAGCAUAUUGGGAAUUCUUGGAACUGCGUUCCAAGAACCUGAGACCAGAGGGAACAGCCCACUGGGCUAACAAUACCGACGUGGCUGGAUGCUGGCUUGCUGGCAGUAAAUAAUCACUUACGUGUCUUGUUUUUAUGCAAACUUAGCACACCUGGUGUGUGGGGUGCCGGGCAAGAGCAGCCCCCAGAACUUGACUGUUCCCAACGCAAUCUUGGUUUCCCACUCGGCCCCUUGGGAUGUUGAUGGUGGUCACUUGAAGGGCCAUAGAAUGUUCCUCGUUUGAGUUGGAAAUGACACCUUUGUCACCUGACCCCUUUUGAGACCCAAAUCCAUCAGGAAACCCAAGGACUGGGGACAUUACUGGUGACGCGGUGGGAUUUCCAGGAUGGGGUGGGGUUUUUAUCUACUGGAUGGACUUUCUCUUCUUUUUAAAAAGAGAAGCACCUUUAAAAACUUGAUCUGCCAAGCAGCUAACUCUUCAGGCCUCCUGCAUGAAGACGCUCUUUCUUCUCUGGGAAGUUACGGAAUUUCAGAGAUGAGUAAGGCUUGUGUCCACCUACUCAUUUGAUGGAUGGGAGGGUGAGGGGUGUGAUUUGCCUGCCGUCAGUGGGCACAUUAACGGAGGGGUCAGAAUAGGAGGCACGUCUCCUGAGUCAGCCCCGGCCUCCUCCACCCCAGCUAAGCACUCUCGGGCAAACUCCUGCCUUCUCAGCUGCCCCCGGGGAGAAUAUCCAGGGGGUCUUGAAGCUGUGCGAGGUGGCAGGAUUGUUGGACAUCUACGUACUUAGACUCACGUGGCUCCCACACACCCUACUGCAGGUGUGAAUGUGCUCUGUCUGAGGCAGUUUCCUUACAUCCUUAAAAGUCAGUGGCUGAGGGGCCCGGCAAACGAGAGCCCUAUAAAAACCGGAGCAGAUAGUAUGGCUUUAGUGCUAGAGGAAUAGUAUGGCAGAGGGCUCAGUUUCUUCUGUCCUUAGGAACUAAGUCCCUGGACAGAACCCCCUUUCUUAGGGAGCUCCCCUUUGCCAACUACAGUGGCAGGGGCUCACGUAUGGGCUCACUCGCUGGCAGGCCAGGAGUGGCUUUCUCCUUGUCGUCUCCCUGUACUGUACAAAAGCAAAUAAAUGGCAAAAACACCCUCCUUGUGCUUGAGAAAUUUAGAAAGCUUAUUAAGAAGCCCUUGUGCAUGUUUGGGGACAAUUGAAAACAGCCUGAAUUUGUCCCUGUGGUCUCAGGAGAAAUGAGUGUUCUUAAUGAGAGGCAAAGGGACAUCUUAAUUGUCCAGAGGCAGCCACUCAUGUCUGGUAGGUUGGCACUGAGCUGCUGUGAUAACAGGAUUACCAGUCGAGCUCCAGACAGUGCCGGCAGUUGGCUGCCAGCUCUUAUUGGCCCCAUCUGUCAGUGUAGCCACACGUCCGUCCACAAACGCUUCAGCCCAAGUGGAGGUCAGGAGUGCAGAGAGCUGGCGUGACCUUUGCAGAGAGGGAGAAGGGAUGUGGGGCCUUCUGUCUGGACUCCUGGAGUGGUGGGCAGGGCGCUGGUGUCUGCAGGAGCAGCCCUCCGGCUGGGUUGGGUAUUAGCCAUUGUGUGCCCCUCAUCCCGGCUGCUUGCUCAGCAGACCCCUCUCUGUCAAGCCCCCGUGUCUGCCCCAUGAGCAAGGUCUUUCUUAGACAGGGUCUUCAUGAGAGACCCAAGGAGGGAGGUCUAGUGCCUGAGCAGGGAGGCAAGGCCAUGCUUGGUGCCUUCUUGAGGAACCUUCACCUUCCUACCCCACAUCCCCAGGGAAGCCUGCGGGCCUGCAGAAAGCAGGUGGCCAUCCCCCGUGCUCCAGAUGGCCUGUGGGGAUGGCAGUGGGAGAGAGGGUCCCAUGUUUGCCAUGAGGAGGACAGGAUGGCACCAGUGUUCUCCAGGUCAUUCUGCGCCCAGGGGUCUCCCUUAUGAACGCUUUUUUCCCCUGAUUGAAAUGUCAGUUAAGUUCACCUCUUGUCUUUUUCUCUUUUCAGUGCCAAGGCCAUAGGUGGUCAGGAGUUCUAGGGACCAGCUUGUCCAAACUUUGCAUUAAACAGAUGACAGAGACUGCUUAGGGUCACUCCAUCUCAUCUCCUAUGGUGUCUUUAUCUGUUUUUAUUUUACCUGCACUCAGGUGACGAGGAUAGACGUGCGUGUCAGUGUCUGAUGAAGGAGUAAGGGGGAGGUUUUCCAGCCAGAGACAGUGCUGCACUCUGCCUCCUGCCUUGGCUGGUAUUCCGUCUGGAUGUUAGGUUAAGUCAAGAAUUCUGACACCACAGCCUGAGUAUUAUGUCUAGGCAUCGGGCUAGAUUCACAUGCACAUAUUUAACCCUUACAAUUCCUUUACAGCAUCAUUGCUCGAAUACACAGGUAAGGAACCAGAAGCUCAGAAGAGUAGAGUAACUUGCCUGAGGCCACACAGCACCAAAAUGAUGAGCUGGGAUUUGAAUCUGGAUCAUUUGGCUCUUCCUGCCUUGUCAUGCAGCCUUUGGGGGCUGGAGGCCUCUUCAGGGCACAUUUAAACCAGGUCUGAGUCUGCAGAGAACCAUUUUCCAAAGCAUCACUUCAUGGUGUGGCCUGGGCCAGUUCUGGCUUCUACGUCUCUGACCAUCCUCAGAGUGGGGCACCCUCGUCCCCCUGUCUGGUGCCCUCUCUCCCCCGGGCUUUAGGGGUGAUGGCCCCUCUUACCUGCCCCUCCCCCACCCUGUAAAGUUGAACAUAAGUCUCUGUGUGUGGCCAGAGAAACUCCUAGAGACCAGCUUCCUUAGCAUGCAUGCAGAGGAGCCCAUGCAGGGAGUGGCUCGGGAAGCCAGGAUUGCAGAGGACAGGCAGCAGGCCAUUUUGUACCCAUUGUAAAGGAGGGCUUGGAUGCCAGCCCAACCCCUAGCCUACGCUGGAAUCCCUCCCUGGAGACGUGAGACUUGGCCGUUGUCUGCUCUGCCGCCUGAAUCCUUGCAGACAGAUGGUACUCUCCUUCCCUAGGGGCAUGACCUUCCAGUUGUUUCAUUAGUAGUGACGUUAAUAAUUAUGAUUCUUACUGCCAGCAUUUAUUGUUCAUCUUUCCUGUGCUGUGUGCCUUUUGCAUUUCAUUUACUUCUCAAAUCACCCGUUGGGGGCAGGAGUGAGGAUGCAGAAAAAUGCACAUUAAUUAUUGCCCCAUUUUUCUGUUGGGAAAGCUGAGGCCAGGCUAAGCUUGUAAGCCCAAGAACCCACAGCGGAGGAGCUGAGAUUCGGAAGCAGCUCAGUUGGCUGCACAGGCCGGGGAGUGACCCUGAGUCUAUCUCCCUGUGUCCACACCCUCCAGGAUGAGCCCUCCAGCGUGGCCCAUCCCAAGCCAGGGCCCCUCAGGCUGGGGCUAUUUGGUCCCAGAAAACCAGGUUAAGGUCUAAGUCCUGAGAAAAGCGGUGAGAGGCAUUAGAGGGCAUCUAAUAGGACCUCUAAUUUGUGGGAAGGCAGCUGGAGCCACGUAGUCAAUUAGUGGAGAGCUGACAAGUGCCCGGAUGCCUGGUGCCCUAUGCCUGGCCCAGGACACAUCUCCCAGCAUGCUGUGCACUCCCCGGGGAGUACAGGGUGGCCCUGGAUGACCAGCCUCAGCUCUGAGAUAGGCAUCAUGUUCUUUGCCAACUGUCACCCAGCCCCCUUCACCAUGUCCGGUCAAAUGCCCUUGGUCUCCAGAGCAAGUCCUGGGCUCACUGGGCUGCUGUGAGGGGUCACCCGGGGAGCUGUGCUUAGGGGUCCCACGGGAGUGGUCAGCUGGAAUGAUCCGUGCCCACCGGCCCACCUCUCCCACCCCACACACUCCACAGGCCCCUGACCUUGGUCAUUCAGUGAGCCGGGCUGAGGGCAGGCUGAGUGCUGAGAGCUCAAAGGGACGGACUUCACAACCUACAAGGAGAAAAGAAGCCUCUUUAAGAAACCCAGAUGAUCAGAAUUUAACUGUGGCCAGUAUUCCCAGCCCAGUGAGUCACUUCUGAGAUUAGACCUUGAGCAUUUUCUUUCCUUUUGUUUUUCAAAAUGCAAACUGCAACGACUGAAGAGGGGACAGCUUCCCCCAGAGUGAGAGGCAGUAACGCAGCCAGAGCAUGAUGGAAUGGUCAGAAGGACAUAAAGCUGACUCCACAAAUUAUG